Molecule: messenger RNA, 795 nt
Organism: Tricharina praecox
Lineage: Eukaryota; Fungi; Ascomycota; Pezizomycetes; Pezizales; Pyronemataceae
Product: histone-fold-containing protein
Exons: 4
Coding region: 1-795 (264 amino acids)
Biological process (GO): leading strand elongation; heterochromatin formation; DNA damage response
Cellular component (GO): CHRAC; epsilon DNA polymerase complex
Molecular function (GO): chromatin DNA binding; protein heterodimerization activity
Source: RefSeq, a predicted model, not a curated record
AUGCCACGAAAAGCACCCACCACCACAGGCGGCUCGCCAACAGCAGCGGCAGCAGCAGCGGCGACAGCACCAUCAUCAUCAUCAGCCCCCUCCAAACUGCCUAAAAAGAAAGCCCCCGUCAAAAAGAAGCCCGAAGUAACCUCCAUCGACGACCUAGCCCUCCCGCGCUCCAUCAUAACGCGCCUCGCCAAAUCCGUGCUCCCCGCCAAUGCCGCGAUCCAGAAGCAAGCGGUAGGAGCCAUCUCGCAGUCCUCGACCGUCUUUGUCAACUUCCUCUGCGCGACCGCGAACGAUCUUGCGCAUCGAGAGGGUCGCAAGGGUCUCAACGCUGCGGAUAUACUCACGGCAAUGAAGCUGCUGGAGUUUGACGACUUCUCGCCGAGGAUGGAGGCGGAGCUGGAAUUGUUUCUGCAGGCGGAGGCGGCAAAAAAGGUACCCAAGGAGAAGGAGAAUGAGAAAGAGAAAGACGAGACGAUAGGAGAAGCGACGCAGGAGCUGGAUGAGACGGAGGAGGGAGAGGCUACGCCGGCAACAAAGAAAGCGAGGGUUGAUGGAUCCGGCGAUCUUGAGGGAUCGAGAACACAGGACAAGCCGGAUUCAGAGUCGGAGGACGACGACGAUGACGAUGAUGUCGAUGUCGAAGCGUCUGACGACGAUGCGGUUGUCUCUGACGACGAACCUGAAGACGAAAUUGAGGCACAUGGCGAUACGGACAAGGAGGAGCUCGACGAUCGCGAUACAGUAGGAGGGGAGGAUGUGGAUGAUGCUUUGGAUGACGGCGCGCUGAGCGAUUGA